AUGUCUGGACGCGGAAAGGGUGGCAAGGGCCUCGGAAAGGGUGGUGCCAAGCGCCACAGAAAGAUUCUUCGUGACAACAUUCAGGGCAUUACCAAGCCUGCUAUUCGUCGUCUUGCUCGUCGUGGUGGUGUCAAGCGUAUCUCAGCCAUGAUCUACGAAGAAACCCGAAGUGUCUUGAAGACCUUCCUCGAAGGAGUUAUCCGCGAUGCCGUCACAUACACUGAACACGCCAAGAGAAAGACAGUCACAUCUCUCGAUGUUGUUUAUGCCUUGAAACGUCAAGGACGUACCCUCUAUGGUUUCGGUGGUUAA
Molecule: messenger RNA, 312 nt
Organism: Uncinocarpus reesii 1704
Lineage: Eukaryota; Fungi; Ascomycota; Eurotiomycetes; Onygenales; Onygenaceae
Product: histone H4.1
Exons: 4
Coding region: 1-312 (103 amino acids)
Biological process (GO): nucleosome assembly
Cellular component (GO): nucleosome
Molecular function (GO): DNA binding; structural constituent of chromatin; protein heterodimerization activity
Source: RefSeq, a predicted model, not a curated record